AAGUAAAACCAAAAGCACAAAACAUUGCAUGUUAAGAUUCACACAUUACACGAUUUGGGUUGUGUUGUGUUGUGCCUGCCCUGUCCGUGGCAUUUUCGUCUUUCUGUAAUUUGUUCUUCCCUCUCACACUGUUAUUCUUUCUUUCUCUUACUUUCUUAUGAAUCAGUCUCAUCUCAUCCCCAACAACCACACAUGCAACACCAUCAGAUGAUGUUGAGUGAAUGCUACUACCCUUUAAGGUUUUUGACUUCAUAGCUGGCGAAUUUCUUGCACUUUGCUUGGUUUUUGUCUCUUGACUGCUUGUGUUCUUCGGUUGGGAUGAAAGAUGAUGAAGACUUCGGUUUGAUUUUACAAUAAUAGGAUAUUGGUAUUCAGUGAAGUUAACAUUUGAGAUACAGAACAAGAGAAAAGAAAAUUUGGUGUAACUUUUCUGAUUUGUUGGCCUGGGAUUGUAGAGGAGUUUGGUUGAAAUCUGAUCAGGGUUAUUGUUUACUGAUUUUCGAUGGAUUCAAUUCAAAAUAAAGUUUAUUACUGCUGUGUUUCUAAGGGUAACAAUGUCCUGUAUGUGUAUGGUGGUGGAGACCAAGAAGUUGAGAAAGUUGCAGUCUUGUGCUUGGAGAGGGCUCCUCCUUUCCACAGGUGGUAUUUUGAGACAAUAGGUAAAAGAACUUUUGGGUUUUUUAUGGAAGAUGGGUAUGUUUACUUCACAAUUGUUGAUAAAGGUCUUGGUAACCCGGUUGUUCUUUGGUUUCUGGAGCAUGUUCGAGAUGAAUUUAAAAAGCUAGCUAGAAAAGGUUCAAGAGGAAUUUUGCCAAACAUGAAUUCAAUUUACAUUCAGGAAAAACUGGUUCCUGUCAUUCGUGGUCUGAUCACUUCAUUGGAGAGUGUUUCACAUGGUGGUAGUAAUUGGAGAGAUGAAACUUCCUUGUCUUUUCAAGUGGAUCUGUCUCCAUCACCAAGUAAUUUGAAUGGACAAAUUGAAGGUGCUAGUUCAACAAAAGCCCCAUUAUUGGGAAAAUCUAACAAGCCAGAUAAGAAGAAAGUAAAAGAUCAUGUCAUUGCUAUGAGAGAUGUUGAGUUGGAGGAGCAUCAGAAAUCUACAGAUAGAGGAGCAAGGGUUGAUUCAUGCAAUCUGGAUGGUGUAAGCCAAGGUGGUGCUGGUGCAUCAGUCUCUUUGCAAAAGGAUAUGGGUUCAAUGAGGAUGAGAUCAGCCCCUCAAAACAUUCGUAAGAAAUGGUGGCGCCAAGUACGCAUUGUUCUAGCUAUUGAUGCAGCUGUGUGUAUAUUACUAUUUAUCAUCUGGUUAGUAAUAUGUCAUGGUAUAUCCUGCAUUCGAUAGAAUUCAAACUUCUUGUGUGACUCUGAAAUUGAAUCACUAUCAUAUUUGGAACUUGAGAUUUUCCAUGCAUGAUCUGAUCAGCAACAGAAAUUGGUUUCUUUGAUGGGGCAUGUAAAUGGAAGUUACAUACUGGUCAUGUUGAUUAGAUCUUUAGUGCUAUUUGCAGGCACGUGCUUCUUGUCACCCAUAUAUAGGCAUUUUACUUUAUAAAGUCUACUGUACAGUUUCAUUACUUUUAGACAUCUGUACUUGUAUAUGAAUUUUGGGAAGAUUUUAAAGGUUCUUGAUUGGCCUGUUUCUAUAGAUUUUUUUCUAAAUAGAUAAUUAUUUUCUAA
Messenger RNA from Glycine soja, 1674 nucleotides. Its product is annotated as phytolongin Phyl1.1-like. The transcript has 3 exons. Bases 503 to 1339 code for a protein of 278 amino acids. The record is from RefSeq and is a predicted model, not a curated record. Lineage: Eukaryota; Viridiplantae; Streptophyta; Magnoliopsida; Fabales; Fabaceae. Gene Ontology annotation, cellular component: membrane.